AUGAAGUACUACUCAUCCGUACUCUUCCUUUUGAUCGCCCCCAUUUGGGCGCAGCUUCCAUGCACCUCGGUCGACAUAUCCAACAUGGAUGUAUCCAGCUGCAUUUGCCCUUCUAACUUCCCAUCUCCGCCGUCUUCCCUGAUCUGCCAGGGAAACUCGAUCGACUGCCCCAUCACCUGCAACCCAUCGCCACCAUCGCCCGUUGUACCUCGAGCACAGCUCUCACAAUGCUACUCUGGCUGUGUAGAGCCCAAUUCCGAGUGCAACGGCUGUUAUAUCUGGUUCUCAAGUCUCUGCCGCUGUCUCCAAGCCUUUCAAUCCGGAUCACAGACGGAUUGCAUUGCCAGCCCUGUCAUCGGCCAAGGCGCCCCACAACCUCACCAGUCUCCAUCGUGGGUCGUCCUUGGAUCCGGGAAUUUGAUCACGACCACGCAGUUGAUACCGGGUAUUUUGCAAUUGCAGACCGCAGCUGAUAUCGACGGUGGUUUCCGUUUGGGCCAGGAUACCAUCAACGCUCAGCAGGCUAGAGAUUCACUGGCCCUUGCCGUGAACAGUGUCUCUACUCGGUCUGAGGAGCAGAUUCAUAUUCAUCUGUGUGAUAGUACGAACAGUGGUAUACGUGGGAUUUUGGACCAGCUGGAUCGAAAUAAGUAUAGAACAUCACAGUCUGUCCCCCUUGCAGCUUUGCAUAAGUCGAAUUCGGCUAUGAAUUGUCGUGUCUCGCCGAACUCGGGUGUCGAUAUCAAUAUGGGCCGUGAUGUUGUUGAGUGGUUGAAGCAAUACCAAGGCUCGAAUGAUUGUGCUCAGUAUGAUGUUGGUGCUGGUGUUAUUACUGAUAGCAGUGAUUAUACUUGGGCUUGCGUCACUACUGGCCACAGAGCUGCUGAGAACCUUUUCUGUCCGACUUGA
This is a messenger RNA of Penicillium olsonii, 909 nucleotides long. NCBI's taxonomy places the organism in Eukaryota, Fungi, Ascomycota, Eurotiomycetes, Eurotiales, Aspergillaceae. The record is from the annotation of a GenBank genome assembly.